AUGUUCACUUACAACAUUCCUAUUGGAGGGUAUACCUGGGGAGGUUAUGGCAAGCGUAAGAGAACCGAAGUCCCGCUCACACCCAAGAUGAACGACAAAGGCGAAUUGCACUUUCGCUACGAGUGGAAAUCUGAGCACUUCAAGAUGAAUUACGAAGACCGCAUCCCGUGCAACAUAAGGGUCAAAUUCUUUGACAAUCACAUUCACAUUCUCGAGGUCCAGCUUGCCCAACACACCCGCCUUGCCAACGCUACAGGCAAUCAUUUAUUUGCCAACGAUACCAGCAAACGGAUGCAACAAGAGAUCAAACGCUUUGAGGAUGACAGCAAGAAUGAGAAAUUCUUUUACUAG
Messenger RNA from Guillardia theta CCMP2712, 351 nucleotides. RefSeq lists its product as hypothetical. Lineage: Eukaryota; Cryptophyceae; Pyrenomonadales; Geminigeraceae. Bases 1 to 351 code for a protein of 116 amino acids. The record is from RefSeq and is a predicted model, not a curated record. The transcript has a single exon.